This is a messenger RNA of Drosophila biarmipes, 1450 nucleotides long. RefSeq lists its product as uncharacterized. Gene Ontology annotation, biological process: positive regulation of DNA-templated transcription. Gene Ontology annotation, molecular function: DNA binding. Gene Ontology annotation, cellular component: nuclear body. NCBI's taxonomy places the organism in Eukaryota, Metazoa, Arthropoda, Insecta, Diptera, Drosophilidae. The transcript has 3 exons. Bases 57 to 1175 code for a protein of 372 amino acids. The record is from RefSeq and is a predicted model, not a curated record.
CCAGCCCUGGUCGAGCUGCAUUUUGUUUAUUAAAUUUAAGCAUUGGACGACGCGAAAUGAUUGAGGCGCGCACGCUGCACGACGAGUCGAAGUUCCAGGAGUCCGGCCGGGAGAUCUCGAUAAAGGUGCUCCGCGGCGAGUACCGCCUGCUGCGGCGGAAGCAUGGCAGCACCGUGUGGCAGGUCUACCGGGAGGUAGUCCGCUCCGACGGAGCCAUCAUCAAUGGGUUCUACUUCUGCACAGGCUGCAAGCGCGUCAUGCGAUCCUUCAACACGUCGAACUUGCGCACCCACAAGUGCCACGUGGAGUACCUGCGGAGGCAGGAGCCCAACGCCGGGACGUUCACGGACGCGGAGCCCUCCGGUCAAGAGGAUGCUGAUCUUCCUCCGGAGAACCGCUUUGCCUGGAACAAUUUCAAGCCAUCGGAGUGGUCCUACCACGCAACUGAGAUGCUCCUUCAGCUCUGGGCAGCCAACUGCGUCGAUCUGCGGGACUCCCGUCGUCGCGUCAAGGUUAUCUGGAAAAUGACCGGCGAAAUGAAGUCCCUUCACUUCACUUUCACGGAAAUUAAGAACAAAAUUGAUGAUAUGUCCCAACGCUAUAGACGAGAAGCCCACCAGGAGAAAACAACCGGACAGCCAUCGCAGUGGGAGUACUACGAGACCCUAAACUUGAUAUUCAAUGCCGAAAAGAACCUAGUGGAGGACAAGCCUAGAAAGUCGGAUAACUCUGGCCAUGGAUCCACCAACGUAGGCGAAAAUAGUUCGUUUUCCAGUCAAAAUGAUGAAUCUUUAAAGGAUAAACAUUAUUUCAAGGCGCUAAAGUCGGGGCCAAUUAAAAAGGAUAACUUUGAUCUGGGCGAGGACCAAGAUGACUCCCAGGACGACGUGGAUGAACUUCGCAUUCUGAAGGACAACAUUAUCAGGGAAAUAGAAGAAUCCUCGACUGUACACUCGCAGGAGAACUAUGAGGACGAGCUGGAUCAACAAAACUCUACGAUCGAAGAAAUAAAGAGAACCAAACGCAAGAGGGCCGCCAGAAUGAUGGAAAUAGAGGAGGAAAAACUGGUCAUAGAGCGUAAAAAAUGUAAACUGAUGAAGUUCUUUGUGCGUGAGAUGUCGUCGUUCCAUAAGGACUUCAUGGAUCUUCUUAGUAGUCCUAGGGAAGCCUCAUAAAUACUUUCCUGAAACCCUAGUGAGCCGCCACACAAUACAAUUUUUGAUACGUUUAAAUAUAAUAUACUUCCUCAUACCUCAUUUCUUACUUGCAAACCGAUUUCUCGAAACAAAUUAACUUUAACUUGUCCGAAAAAGAAGUAAGGAAAACCACACUCCAAAGUAAUCAAUCGGCAUUCAAAACGGCAUGGCUAAAAUAUUGUGUAAUGUGGCAGUGGCUCAAUUUCAUAAUUUAAGAUAAUGUCAACAUGCAAAUAAAUACCUAAGAUAAUAAA